AUGUGUUAUUUUGCUGGCCACCUGGCCGAGGGCAUCCACCAGGCCACCUGGUCGAAGCAUCUAUCAGACCACCUGGCCGAAGGCAUCUGUCGGGCCACCCGGCUGGAGGAGCGGCCGGCCGGACCGGUCGCCUACCCGCCCUACUACGCGGCCGUCUCGUCCGGCGCGCUGCCGCCCACAGUUCUUCCCGAACAUUACGCGGCGCUGUACGACCCGUUCGGCGGGCCAGGCGUGAUUCGCGUGCCGGCGCAGCGGCCGGCGGGUCUGCCGCUCGGGCCGCCCUUCAGCUGGAUCGGGCCGGCCGCAGCGGCCGCCGCCGCGCUCAACCCGCUGCAUCGCACGGCCGCGCUCGCCUCUCAGCUGGUGCGAGACAGGUUCGGAGCUCCGUUCCCGCUCAACAGAAGAAUAGGCCAUCCGUACCAGAAUCGCACCCCUCCCAAGCGGAAGAAGCCGCGCACAUCUUUCACGAGAGUUCAGAUAUGCGAACUAGAGAAACGUUUUCUAAAGCAGAAAUACUUGGCCUCGGCGGAGCGAGCAACGCUGGCCAAGCAGCUGAAGAUGACGGACGCCCAAGUGAAGACUUGGUUCCAGAACAGACGCACAAAGUGGAGGCGGCAGACGGCCGAGGAGCGCGAGGCCGAGCGCCAGGCGACCAGCCGCCUCAUGAUGUCCUUCCAGCCGGACGGGUGCCUCUCCAAGGGCGUGUACUCGCCCCGCGACCAGCUGCCCGUGAACCACGCGUCGCUCAGCGCCCUGCAGAGCAUCCAGCCGUGGGCCGAGCGCAGCGGGUCGCCCCCGGCCGCGUCACCGGCGGCCGCCGCCGUCGCCGCUCCUCUCUGCUGAGCGGGCCGGCGGCAGCCGCUCCCAACGCUGUGAUAUUCGGGGGUGUCUUGUUACGCCGACGAUGACGACGACGUUCCUACCGAUGUCGACGUUCCUACCGGUGUCGACGCGCGCGCGCCCCCGCGGACUGCUCCCAGGCAUUGGCUUGCGCGUUUGAUACCAUUGCUUUCCGUGUUUUAGAGGACGGUCGAGCGCGCAGCUGGAUGCUGAGAACUCGCCCGUUUAGUGAUGUCAUCCCGUUAGUUAGCUCCUCAUCUUCCAUUGGGCCCUGCAGGCCGGGGUUACCGCGCUUUCCUGAAGCUGCACGAUAAUAUCACUCGCUCUGAUCCCCGUCCGCCAUUCCCCUCGCGCAGGCGAAUGAGGUUGCUGAUCAUUUGUACCGGUGAAGUGCUUUGGUGCCAGGCGUGUUAUCCUUUUUCCGUAUGGGUAUGAUUGCGGUGUUUGGCUUAUUUCGGCUUUUCUUUUUGAUGACGUGAGCUCGGAAGCCACCUGGACACUGAUGACGUUAGCUAGGGAGCCACCUGGACCUCGAUGACGUGAGCUCGGGAGCCACCUGGACGCUGAUGACGUUAGCUAGGGAGCCACCUGGACCUCGAUGACGUGAGCUCGGGAGCCACCUGGACGAGAGCUGCAGAACGUUGCCAGUCAUCUAUUUUCAGUAUUCCUGCUCGUGCUGCACAGAGAUGGCUCCCAAUUUUACUUUCUAAACAUCUUAGGCUGAACAAUCUACCACGUUGUCGGAAACGAAACAGAACGUGGCUUCCCAUCCCUUUCGCCAAAUUUUGCCUGGAUAGGAACCACUUAUAUCUUGGCUCGCCUCCGACAGUUCUCAUGCUCAUGUCUAAAGAAAGAAAUUCUGCUUUCGCAGACUACUGCAAAGCAUCAAAAAGCAAUUCACAAUCGCAAGCUAACAAAAAGCAACGAAAGAAAAUUCCAUCAUGCAAAGGGCUGCAAGCUGACUGACUUAGCAAUACGCGAUGGAGCGAAACUGCGGGAGUUGAAUAUUGUGAGCUGUAUGCCGACUCCAUGUGUUGAACCUUCCUGCUGGAAAAGCCCGCCGUUUCCCCGCCACAGCGGGCAUGUACUGAGCGUGUGCGAUCAUUAAACAUAUCAGUCCGGACCCCGGCUGCGCACCACCUCCGCCACAAGUCAGCAGUCUAUGUCGUAUCAUAGUUUAGUUGCUAGGGCUUGUACAAACUUAUGUGCCAGGAUAUAUAAAUGCGGCGUGUGAAUGUCGCUGUGUUAAAUACAAAGCCCUAUACAACCUGAA
This is a messenger RNA of Pollicipes pollicipes, 2113 nucleotides long. RefSeq names its product T-cell leukemia homeobox protein 3. The coding region runs from base 1 to 843 and encodes 280 amino acids. NCBI's taxonomy places the organism in Eukaryota, Metazoa, Arthropoda, Thecostraca, Pollicipedomorpha, Pollicipedidae. The record is from RefSeq and is a predicted model, not a curated record. Gene Ontology annotation, cellular component: nucleus. The transcript is spliced from 5 exons. Gene Ontology annotation, biological process: animal organ development; regulation of transcription by RNA polymerase II. Gene Ontology annotation, molecular function: DNA-binding transcription factor activity, RNA polymerase II-specific; RNA polymerase II cis-regulatory region sequence-specific DNA binding.